This is a messenger RNA of Pseudoliparis swirei, 2463 nucleotides long. It is a transcript of the gene samd10b, whose product is annotated as sterile alpha motif domain containing 10b. Gene Ontology annotation, biological process: cell surface receptor protein tyrosine kinase signaling pathway. Gene Ontology annotation, cellular component: cytoplasmic side of plasma membrane. The transcript has 5 exons. The record is from RefSeq and is a predicted model, not a curated record. Bases 328 to 912 code for a protein of 194 amino acids. NCBI's taxonomy places the organism in Eukaryota, Metazoa, Chordata, Actinopteri, Perciformes, Liparidae. Gene Ontology annotation, molecular function: protein binding.
GGACCGGUCCCGGACAACAAAUGGCCGUCACCCGACAGAGAGGGGGAGUGUGAUCCAUGGUUUCUAUUUUUUUCUUCUUUUCUUCUCUCUCUCUUUCUCUCUCUCUCUCCCUCUCUCCUCGCGACCACAGAGAGCGCGGUCUCCGUUGCGCACGUCGUGUAGGUUACACGCCACGCCGCUCUCGCCCCCCCCCCCCCUCUCUCUCCCUCUCUCUCUCUCUCCCUCUCUCUCCUCACCCUCCACGCCGUCCCGCGCGUCCAUCCACCCGGCGCAGAGGAAUGGGAGAGUCCCGCUGACACCACGGAGCGAUACACGCCGAGACCCGGCAUGGCUGUGGACGCGGCGUCCAGCUUCAGUUUCUGCCGCUCCUCCCUGGAGCACACGCUCUCUGUUGAGGAGCUGAGCUUCCAGCUGCCGCGUCGCGUCGGAGGAGGAAGAGGAGGAGGAGGAGGAGCAGGAGGAGGAGGAGGAGGAGCAGGAGGAAGCAACCUCACGUGGCACGACGGCCACGGCCAGAGGACCACGGAGCACACACGCACCGUGAAGCUGCUGCAGCAGCCUGGAACAGAGGGCAUCCAGCUGCGUCCGGGCGAGGCCUUCACCGUGUACCACACCAGCCCGACGCUGUCCAGCCUGUCCAAGCCCGUGGUUCUGUGGACGCAGCAGGACGUGUGCAAGUGGCUCAAGAAGCACUGUCCUCACAACUACCUGACCUACGUCGAGGCCUUCUCCCACCACGCCAUCACAGGGCGGGCGCUACUGCGUUUGAACGGGGAGAAGCUGGAGAGGAUGGGCAUCGUCCAGGAGACGCUGAGGCAGGAGGUCCUCCAGCAGGUCCUCCAGCUGCAGGUCCGGGAGGAGGUGCGCAACCUGCAGCUCCUCAGUCGAACCUCUUUUGGAAACUUCUCCUAGCUCAUCUCUCUGGAGCCAUUUGGCAUCCCUUCCCUCUGACACAAUACAUGUCUUGGAGCCGUGGAGGAGCUGCAGUGAAAAAGGGGGGGGGGGGGAGAAGAGAGUCUAUAGAUGGCCUGCCAACCGGACUCCCAAUCUGGUGUGUAGAGACCCCCCCCCCCCCCUCAAGGCAGGGGUACCCACUGUAACAUAGAGAUACAACGUAAAACCCACGACCCUGUUGAUGAUGUAGGCCACCUGGACCAGGACACUUUUUGGCGUAGUUUCAAACGACCUUCACCUUGGAGACUAUCACCUGGGAGACCUUCACCUGGGAGACCUUCACCUGGGAGACCUUCAACUUGGAGACCUUCACCUGGGAGACCUCCACCUGGGAGACCUUCAACUUGGAGGCCUUCAACUUGGAGACCUUCACCUUGGAGACCUUCACUUUGGAGACCUUCACCUUGGAGACUAUCACGUUGGAGACUUUCACAGUGGAGACCUUCACCUUGGAGACCUUCACCUGGGAGACUAUCACGUUGGAGACUUUCACAGUGGAGACCUUCACCUUGGAGACCUUCACCUGGGAGACCUUCACCUGGGAGACCUUCACCUUGGAGACCUUCACCUUGGAGACCUUCACUUUGGAGACUUUCACAGUGGAGACCUUCACCUUGGAGACCUUCACCUUGGAGACCUUCACCUUGGAGACUUUCACAGUCGAGACCUUCACCUUGGAGACCUUCACUUUGUAGACUUUCACAGUGGAGACCUUCACCUUGGAGACCUUCACCUGGGAGACCUUCAACUUGGAGACUUUCACCUUGGAGACCUUCAACUUGGAGACCUUCACCUGGGAGACCUUGGGGGGGGGGGGGGGGGAUCAACAAUGACAAUUUCAGCCGAAUGUCAUUCCAAAAAAGCGCAACUGAUCUGCAAUAUGUCAGCGAGAAAUAAUUAUAUAUAUAUAUAUAUAUAUACAUACACAGUAUAAAGGUUGUAGAAUAACAUACUGUAAAUCUGCGUUACUGUAACAGUAGUCUUGUAUUAUCCAGAGGACACAGCGUUACCGUAGUAACGACGCUCUCCGAUGAAGCAAUAAUGAAACGAUGCGGCGGAGCGGUAGAGGGACGGGAGGGAUAUGCAUUGUGCCACACACACACACACACACACACACACACACACACACACACACACACACACACACACACACACACACACACACACACACAUGGGGGAUUUGAAAUGCAAGGGAGGUCCAGAUGACAGCCAGCCAGAUGUGAGGCAGUCCCAGUGCAACUCUAGGGAGCUUCCUUUGGCGUCCCUCCAGACCGCUUUUGUAUGCGGGAGACACAAAAAUAAAUCUAAUUAUAAACUUCCAACAAACUCCCCCCCCCCCCCCCCCCAACAGCCCUCUGACGAGGAGCCUUUGGGCAAUGUACGUAUCUGACUGUUAAAAUGGGAGAAAACUCACUGUAUUAUUUUUGGAUUCCCUGUAAAUAUGAUCUGCUUUACAGAUAUGAAGACGUACGGUACGAAGUCUUUUUAGAAUAAACUACUUGAGAUUCA